AUGAAUGAUAUUGGAAUUAAAACGGAUAACGCAUCAGUUUCCGAACCUUUAGAUCUUAUUAGACUUUCUUUAGAUGAAAGAGUUUAUGUCAAGUUACGGGGAGACAGAGAAAUAAAGGGAAAAUUGCAUGCCUAUGACAGCCAUCUUAAUAUGGUCUUAAGUGAUGCAGAAGAAACAGUUUACACAAUUGAUAUUGAUGACGAAGCCGAAGAACAUAUUAGCACUAGAAAAACACACUCGGAAAUGAUAUUUAUACGUGGGGAUUCAGUAAUUUUAAUAUCUCCACCAAGGAGAUAA
Molecule: messenger RNA, 297 nt
Organism: Pneumocystis murina B123
Lineage: Eukaryota; Fungi; Ascomycota; Pneumocystomycetes; Pneumocystales; Pneumocystaceae
Exons: 5
Coding region: 1-297 (98 amino acids)
Biological process (GO): mRNA splicing, via spliceosome; P-body assembly
Cellular component (GO): U4/U6 x U5 tri-snRNP complex; catalytic step 2 spliceosome; Lsm1-7-Pat1 complex
Molecular function (GO): RNA binding
Source: RefSeq, a predicted model, not a curated record